AUGAAACAUUACGACAAUGAACAUACAUCAUCUGAAGAAGAAAGUAGUGAAGAAAAUGUUAACUAUAAGGCACCACCGCGUAGUAAAGAACCUCUUGACUACAGUAAGAAUGUUUUCUAUACAAAGCAAUAUGAUGAUCAACUAAUAGCUAAUACUAAAAAAGAUCAAAUUGAAAAAAAUAGAAUGCUAAACAUAGCAAAUAGAGCACAGAUGUAUCAAAAUGAAAGUUUACCUGAUUACGAUUAUGAACAUUUUAAUGAAGACCAAAGGUAUGAGCAACAUGUGGUAGGUGAGUUUAUAAAUGGUGUCUACACUGACAGCCGUUACGUAAAAAAUGAAAAAUAUACACAAUUUAGAAGCGAACCACCUGUGCAAAACAUUAAUAAUUGGGGAUAUUAUGGUGGACAGAAUUACAUUCCAGAAGAUAUUAUUAAUCAACCAAUAAAUAAGUUUGAAACGUUUCCUAAUACUAAAAGACAAAGAAAUAUUCCUCCUCUAGGAUUAAAUAUUACCAAUAAUCAAUUUCCACCAUACAAUGAAAAUUACCUGCCUAGAGAUAUACAGAAUACUUUUCCUUCUGCUGAACCACCCUUCAGCCCCACGCAGCAAACACGCACUAAAAGGUCCAAAAUUAACUUAGAAUAUAUUUCUGGAAAAAAUAAAAGGAAUGUAACAUUUAGUAAGCGUAAAAAAGGAAUAAUGAAAAAGGCAUUUGAGUUGUCGACAUUAACUGGUUCUGAUGUUUUAUUAUUGGUUGCUAGUGAAAGUGGUCAUGUUUAUACUUAUGCUACGCCUAGAUUAAAACCUCUGCUGCCUAAAAAUAGAAAGUUUAUAGAGGAGUGCUUGAGUAAAGCGGAUAAUUCUAUAAGAUUUGAUACAGACAGUGAACAAUAA
Messenger RNA from Vairimorpha ceranae, 894 nucleotides. RefSeq names its product mads domain-containing protein. Lineage: Eukaryota; Fungi; Microsporidia; Nosematidae. Bases 1 to 894 code for a protein of 297 amino acids. Gene Ontology annotation, molecular function: RNA polymerase II cis-regulatory region sequence-specific DNA binding; DNA-binding transcription factor activity, RNA polymerase II-specific; protein dimerization activity. Gene Ontology annotation, biological process: positive regulation of transcription by RNA polymerase II. The record is from RefSeq and is a predicted model, not a curated record. The transcript has a single exon.